AGCACUUGGAAAUUACAAAUAACGAAGAUGAUUGAUAAAUCAUCAUUCGUGUGUGUGUGUGUGUGUGUGUGUGUGUGUGUGUGUGUGUGUGUGUGUGUGUAUACAUAUAUGUUAACCUAGGAAUAGGAGAUUCUUACAAACAGGUCGUGAAGUGUUCAGUGGACUUAACUGUUCUUUUGGGCAAAUUAUUACCAAGAUUACUACUUGUGACUUCUGGCUAAGGCGACGACACAGUUAGCGAAGUACACUGUCUCGUUUCUAUGAAUUACGAGCGGAUGUAACGUAACGCAACUAAUAAACUAAUAAAAAGAUACAGGUUAUUUCAAUCGCAUCCGGACACGCUAUGAAGUAACAGUUUACUACAGACAAGCUCAAACGAGACCGCUGAUUGGCCAAUAAAAUGCCGCAUAGAAAAGCAUCCAAUCAUGUUCGCUGGCUCAUCCACGUGGCGACGCCACAGACACACCCCUUUACCAAGGGCCCUGCUGAAGGUUUAUUUUGGAUUAUUUGGCUUCCCGGUUGCUACCGUAGGUGGGAUUUACUGCAACGUAUGUCGAAAAUCUGGAUCACAAUGGUUUAAAAUCCGAAUAUAGAGGCUAUAAGGGGUGCCGUACAGAGUGCGAGUAGUUCCUUUAUAUCUCCAUUAUAAAUAAUGGUGAAUAUGUAGCUGGCUGACUGCAGCACUUGGAAAGAAACAGUACGCGAUCGGGAUCGCAUUUGGACAAGCCGAAGAGGACGGUGGAAGGGCUGGCCAAUCCGAAGAUCGUGAGCCACAGCCUGGGAAAGGAGGGUAAACAUUAAAAAAUCUCUGUGCUUGAGCGCGCAGGGUGACUCGCCCGCAAUGACGGAGCCGGGUUCGAAAUGGGCUUGUGAGUACUGCACGUACGAGAACUGGCCGUCUGCAAUCAAGUGCACGAUGUGCCGAGCCGCCAGGCCCGGCGGUACCAUCAUCACCGAAGAGCCCUUCAAGAGCGGCUGGGCUCGAAAGCCCUGGCCAGGCUGGGGGGCCACCCCUCCCAGCAGGGACGUUGGCAUGCUAAUUUGCCCUGAUCAGAUUGCUGAUGAAGCAGUCGCCAAAUGGUCCUGUCACAUCUGCACCUACCUGAACUGGCCGCGUGCUGUGAGGUGCACGCAGUGCCUCUGUCAGCGGUCCUGCGGUCCCGUCGAGGUCACACAGACUCCGGGACCGGUGUCCCAGCCACCGACGUCUCCAUCACCCCCUCUGACGGACUUCUGCGCGGCAAACAAUGACCGCAACAAGCCCCCGGCUCGUGAACUGCACUGUACAAUUUGUGAGCCUAGUGAACCGGGGACAUUAGAGCAAACCAAGCAUGACUGUUCCCUCGCCGCCAUUAGUGAACGGGACCAGCAGCAGGGAUGCUGCAGCGGAGAGCAGAGGGGCUCCGCCUCAAACCCUGAGAGCCAGCCAGCGGUGACCGUGGACUUCCAGAGGAUUGAGCUGGCAGCCGCAAGCAGCAGCAGCGGCAACGAGGGAGUGAAGGAAAACAACUUAAAAGAGCUGAAGCUGAUUCAAAACAGGUUGAGGAAAACAGACUUGUUGUUUCUCAAUGCCUGUGUAGGUGUGGUGGAGGGUGUCCUGGCCCCUGUGGAGGCCUACAAGUCGUCGGGCGGGGACACCUCCCGGCAGCUGACGGCCGAGGAGGCGCACCUCCUGAAUCGACCGUCUGCUUUCGAUGAGGGCUUCACGCUGGUCCACUUGGCCAUCCGCUUCCAGAGGCAGGACAUGCUGGCCGUGCUCCUCACAGAGGUCUCCGGGCAGGCGGCCAAGCGCAUCCCAGCCAUGGUGAGUCUGGAACUGACAGAGCAGAUCCGGAGGGAGGUAGCUGCAUCCCUUCACCAGCGCAAGGGCGACUUCGCCUGCUACUUCCUCGCUGACCUCGUGACGUUCACCCUUCCGGCAGAUAUCGAGGACUUACCCACUACGGUUCAAGAGAAGCUGUUUGAUGAGGUCCUUGAUCGAGACGUACAAAAAGAACUGGAGGAGGAGUCGCCCAUUAUUAACUGGUCACUGGAGCUGGGAAGCCGGUUGGAUAGCAGGCUUUACGCCCUGUGGAAUCGCACUGCGGGAGACUGCUUGCUGGAUUCUGUGUUGCAGGCCACUUGGGGCAUCUACGAUAAAGACUCUGUCCUCCGCAAAACUCUCCAUGACAGCCUGCAUGACUGCUCGCACUGGUUCUACAUGCGCUGGAAGGAGUGGGAGUCAUGGUACUCACAGAGCUGUGGUCUGCAGUUCUCCCUGCGGGAAGAACAGUGGCAGGAAGACUGGGCAUUCAUCUUGUCAUUGGCCAGUCAGCCUGGGGCCAGCCUGGAGCAGACACACAUUUUUGUUCUCGCACACAUUUUCCGUCGGCCCAUCAUAGUUUAUGGAGUGAAGUAUUACAAGAGUUUUCGUGGUGAAGCACUAGGUUACACUCGAUUUCAAGGCGUUUACUUGCCCUUGCUGUGGGAGCAGAGCUUCUGCUGGAAGAACCCCAUCGCUCUGGGUUACACGCGGGGCCACUUCACAGCCCUGGUGGCCAUGGAGAACGAUGGCUAUGACAGCCGAGGGGCAGGGGCCAACCCCAAUGUGGAUGAUGACGUCACGGUGAUCUUCUUGCCGCUGGUGGACAGUGACAGGAAGUUGCUACAUGUUCACUUCCUGUCAGCCCCGGAGAUGGGGAGCGAGGAGCGUCAGGAGAGGUUGCUGCGGGAGUGGCUGGACUGCUGUGUGACGGAGGGCGGCCUGCUGGUGGCGCUGCAGAAGAGCUCUCGUAGGAGCACCCACCCGCUCGUCGCGCAGAUGCUGGACAGGUGGUUGGACGGCUACCGACAGAUCCGACCGCACGCCGCUCUGUCAGACGGCGAAGAGGACGAUGAGGAUGACGAAACAUGAGGUGCUGGGGGUGAUCCUGGGUACGAUCCUGGGUACUGGGGGAGUACAAUGCAAUGGUUUGGCUAAAUCUGUAAUGAUUCCCAAACCUCCAGUUUUCCCCUUUUCCUUGGUCAUAGGAAAAUUUCUGUAUGCCGCCUAGGAACAUACUAAACCUAUGAUGAAAACGGGCAAAAACCCUAAAAACCGAUGACUUACAGAGUUAUAUGUUUUGCUUGAAGGAAACAGCCUAGGCGAUUUGAAUUAAGUUCAGGGAUUCUAAUGCCAUUUAAACAAGCGUUUUACGGUGGGCCGUCCUAAAUGUAAAAGCCUUUUUUUUCUUUAAUGUAAUUCAUGUGACUUAAAGUAUUUUGUCAAAGAAUUUAUUUUGAUUUAUUAUAGUCCGCAAAAAGCACAGUUUACGCUUUUCAGUUGACUUCCCCUUUUGUAUGUAGUCUGGGGGACUAAGUAACGUUUCCAUCUGAGGAAACUGUAUGGUAUCGAUAUUUUUAUUCCUAGUAAUGCACAUUUAUAAUAGAUUUAAACAUUGGUUAUACAUUUGCCUGAAUACAACAGGCUAUUAUAAAAUGAAGAAAACGAAUAUUCCAUUUUAUCAUAAAGGUUGCCAUUUAGUUGAGCCACUUAAAACAUCCCCAAUAAACAUUUAGCUGACUAACCCAUUGAUGGUUAGAUCUUUAAGAGACAGCCACCUGCCCAAACAUUUAAGCAUUUAAAUCAGCUAAUUACCAGAAGAAUUUCCUGCAUUAUUUUCAUGACUGAAUUAAAGAGCGAUCUUUUUUUUUUCAGUCUUGGUGGCUGUUAGGUUGGACUGAGAACAAUCUUCAUUUCAGGAACGUUUCAGCAUGAAUUCUGUACCUCAGUCUGAUGCUUCAACUUGGUGCUUAUUUUUGUGGGGAGGGGAAUAGUUAACAGUUAUUUAUUAGUAUCAAAUAAUAAUCCUUGAUUUCUUUUUCUCUGUUUGGUCCUUAAAUUUCCAUCUUGUGUCAUUUUUUUACUAUUAACUUACUUCUAAUAAUUUUGCACCGAUCUUGAUUCCUACAACCAAGUUCCAACAACGUAACACCAAAGCAAACACAUGGGUUAAUUUGACGGAUGAAGAUACUUUGUAUUCGUUUGCGUUGUAUUUAUGCAAAAAAAAAAACUUUAAUUUUUUUAUUUCACGUUUGAACGGAAAGUAUAACGUGCAGCUUCAUUCGAUAUUAAAAAUUUAGUUCAAUGAUGAUAUCCAGUAUUUACCCUUAACCGUGACUGUCUGCAUGUUUAUUUAAAAAUUUAAGGUAUGAUCAUUGGUGGACUCUAGAAUUAAUGACUUUAUUUAAUUUACACUUUAUUUAAUGGGCCAUUAUGUGCUGUAUAUAUUAACUUAAUAAAUCCCAUUACCUUCAUUAAUCCAUAGUCUAAUCUUUUAAAAUGCCAUUGCGUUUGGCAGAGAAACUCAUUUUUGUUUGCUUGUGUUUAAAUUUUUACAUUGUUUAAUUACUCUUCAUGUGGAAGUCACUGCAUCAAAUCCAGAUGUAAAUAAUUAACUGUACCUCAAAAGGUUAUGUUGACUCUUGUAUUAGAACAGAGGGAUCAAGCUCACUUCAGUUAAUAGGCAAUAUUGGACUCAAUUCAGUCUCAACUGGGGCUUUAUGUGUAGUUGGCUUAUAGGGCGUGGGGUGCAGUUGAUGCUCUCCUCCGUAUAAGCUAGUCUCACAAAUCAUUAGAGACUGAUGGUCCUGAUCGAAAUGAUUACUGUCAUAAUGAUACUGGUAUAACACUCACUGAAAUCUGGUAAUAAAACGAGGCAAACGGAAUGUUCUGCGCAGUUAAUCACCAUACUGUAUUUCAACGUGUGGUGCUGAAUAAAGAAAAUGCAUAAAAAUAAGCAAAAUCUAGAAUCCUCUCUGCGAUUGCAUAUCUCGUUAUGUCGGCAAAAGCCUGACUCAUUUUGGAGUACAUUUCCCCGCAAACCCACUAUCAGAGUAGGUAACCUUGACAACUAUAACAACUACUGGUCUUCCAACUACUAUUAAAAACAUAGUGAUAUUUCUUCAGUCCCGCCAGCAAUUAAUUUAAUUUAUUUGAUCUGAGGUACCCUUGCAAGCCGUUGUUUUUUUUCAGUAUGGUGAGCGCUGUUGUGGCCUACUCAUAUCGCGUUUUUUUCCCAGGAUUUAGAAAUCAGCGUGUACUUAAAUCAUGACCAGGCUGGCUUAUCAAUUUUAUAUUUUUUACGUUCACGUGGGAUGUAUGAAAUGAAGCAGCAAUACAAAUAGAAUUUAAUAUAAACCGAAACAAACACUGGAUUGAUUGCAUAGUCAGAAAUAAGCUACCACUGAGUAUACAGUAUAAAUAUAAGAAUAUCUGAGUAAUUAUAGCAACCUUUAGGUUUUAGUCCAGUUCCCGAGUAGCCCAGCCAUAGAGGUAUGAUCGCUAAAUCACGCUAAAUCUUUUGAUCAUGCUUACGCAUGUGUAGCUAACCAUCUAAACUACUAACGUUAAGUCAAAUUCCAGGACCUGUUAAUACUGCCUUUGCAACACCAGUGGCUUUUAAUUGGUCCGUUUACCUUUCUUUGUCCCAUGUAUUGUCAUCUGGAGCGGACGGUGAUUAUGUCUUUUCCGUAAUCUUGUAUCUCUAUGUAGGCAAAUUUACAAAAGGAUUUUGGCAAGUUUGGUUACAGUGCAGGAGGGAAGCAAGCAAAAAUAAAUGCAGUAAUUCAUAUUAAUAUAAUAUUCAUGGUCCCUGUUUCACAGCAUUUUCAGUAAAGAAUCAAAAAUAUGAAACUUUACAUAACAUAGGCAGACUGACCAUUUUGAGACAUAAAAUUAAGCAGACAUGAAAACUAAAGCCAAAUGCACUCUGCAGUUAAUUUGCAUUUGCAAAUGUGUUGCACUAUUCAAUUACUAAAACACAGAGAAGCCAGAUACGGCUGAAGUAGCGUUCUCUCACUUGGCAAGGUUUACAGACUCUGACUGUAUAACAGCGCCCCCUUCUGGAAGCUAAGUGAAAGGUCAAGGGUAAAAGGAUUAGGCUAGCCACAAAAUUAAAUUUGCAUUUUGACAGCAGUGACAUUGGAUACUGAAGCACUUUUAAACACUGCUUUCCGGAGUAUGUGUGAUACUCUCAGAAGGAGGUUAAUUACCAUGACAUGUAAAUGUUGCAUAAUUUACAGAUGAAACAAAUUGAUAAUAAAACAGUAGUACAUUUUUAAAAAGUCAUCACUCCGCCUUUUAAGAUUAAGGCAUUGUUAAGUGUUUUUGGGGAAAAUUGCUAAGCUAACCAUUAAUAUUGUGUAUCUAUUAUAUGUGUGUAUGAGUGAAUAAAGACAUUUCACAUGA
Brienomyrus brachyistius is the source of this 6208-nucleotide messenger RNA. Its product is annotated as ubiquitin thioesterase ZRANB1-like. The record is from RefSeq and is a predicted model, not a curated record. Lineage: Eukaryota; Metazoa; Chordata; Actinopteri; Osteoglossiformes; Mormyridae. Gene Ontology annotation, cellular component: nucleus; cytoplasm. Gene Ontology annotation, biological process: protein deubiquitination involved in ubiquitin-dependent protein catabolic process; protein K33-linked deubiquitination; cell migration. Gene Ontology annotation, molecular function: cysteine-type deubiquitinase activity; K63-linked polyubiquitin modification-dependent protein binding. The transcript is spliced from 10 exons. The coding region runs from base 842 to 2893 and encodes 683 amino acids.